Truncatella angustata is the source of this 1950-nucleotide messenger RNA. Its product is annotated as RNA polymerase III subunit RPC82-domain-containing protein. Gene Ontology annotation, molecular function: single-stranded DNA binding. The record is from RefSeq and is a predicted model, not a curated record. The transcript is spliced from 5 exons. Bases 1 to 1950 code for a protein of 649 amino acids. Lineage: Eukaryota; Fungi; Ascomycota; Sordariomycetes; Amphisphaeriales; Sporocadaceae. Gene Ontology annotation, biological process: DNA-templated transcription. Gene Ontology annotation, cellular component: RNA polymerase III complex.
AUGCUCGUCACCAAAAACUCGGCAGAACUCUCUGUUCUGCUCAUCGAAGAGCUCUAUGGCCAGCUGCCUUCUCGCAUAUUCGAUAUACUCCUUUCCAAAGGCCGAGCCAAUAUCAAGCAGCUUAGCCAGGGCACAUCCAUGAACCAGCGCCUUGUCCGUCACAGUCUAGCGGUGCUCAUCCAACAGAACCUUCUGUUCCACCACACUGACCCGUUCACACUUGUUACACAAUAUGAGGCAAGACCCGACGUCGCCUACAAUCUCGUACGGACCGGCAAGAUUCUCGAUGCCAUCCACCGCGGCUAUGGCGAAGAAGCGAGGGACAUAGUCCACCAAGUCAUACUCAACGGUCAUAUGAAGGUGUCCGCGCUCAUGCAACUCAGGUCCCAUGUCGCAGCAAAUGGGAAGGCGCACAUGAACGGCCAUGCUAACGGCACCACCGAGGCUUCGGCAGGGAUAGACGACGAUUUCGAACAGUCGCAGCGAACCUUUGAACUUAUCGCACACUUGAUCGCCAUCGGUCUUCUCGAGCCAUUGACCAUGAGGAUGCUCCAGACACCCGAGGACGUGCGCGCCGAGAUCGAACGUGAAGUCAUGAAAGAGUAUCCUACGGGAUUGCGUGGUACAAAGCAGAAGAACGAAUUCAAUUCCAAGACUAUGCAGCACUGGCGGGAGCUCCUAGACGAAAGCAAAGAUUUGAAGCGCAGGCUUGAACCGGAUUAUUCCUCCCUCUCCGCCGUAAAACGGCGAAAACUCGCCAACGGUUCUCGAACAAAUGGAUUCUCUGCCAUAAAUAGAGACGAUAUUAUUGACCCGUACACAAUUCUUCGUGUUAACUACCAGAAGUGCCUGGUCGAGCUUCGGAACCAUAAGCUGGCACACUACGCCGAAGAUGCCAUCGGGCCUGUCACAGCACAGGUCUACGCAGCCAUGCUUUCCGCUCUCGGCAAGAAAAUCACAUCUUGCCAGUUGGAUACAGAAGAUCAGGAUGGCGAUGUACCUAGCGCCCCUUUGGUUACCACCAUGGAGAUAUACGAAUAUCUCAAACCUUCCGUGGAUGUCUUUUCCGGGAUCGGCAAAUGCGACGCCGACGCGAUCAACACUACCCAUGCGGAGAAACUCCAGCGGAACGCACCGGGUUACGAUGCCGACGAAGAGCAUCACGACGAGUCAUCAGAUGAAGAGGAAGCGAACGGCGAUGUACACAUGUCGAACGGCAUUCAGUUAAAUGGGCACCACGGAGAGGACACCAAGGUCAGCCAAAAUGGUGCCAAGGAGGCCAAGGUCAAAUUUGCCGAACGUGUUCCCUCUAAAGGUGAACGGAUUCAACAGAUGCGCCAGCACCUGCUCGUUCUUGCUGAAAGCAAUCUCGGGUUUGUUCGUCACUGCGGUACGAGAGAGUCAGGCGAGUGGACGGUCGAUUUUCAGGUUCUGAUGCCCAAGCUUCAGCUCAUCGAAAUCGAUGCGCUAAUCGAGGAAUCUUUUGGGAGACAAGGCUUACGCCUCAUUAAGAUCCUGCGGGCUAGGGGCAAGAUCGACGAUAAGACCUUGCCUGGUUUUGCAUUGAUGAAGAAGAGCGACGUCUAUCUCAAGAUGACUGAAAUGGAGCUGCAUGGUUUCUUGGAAGUACAAGAAGUCCCUCGUGACAACAAUCGUACCGCUAGUCGUACUCUUUUCCUGUGGUUCUUUGACCAAGAGCGCACCAUGAUGCGCAUACUCGACGAUACCUACAAGGCAAUGUCCCGACACCUGCAGCGACUCGAUGUCGAACGACGAAAGAAGAAGAACGUGCUCUCUGUCGUGGAGCGCAAGGAUGUACAGGGAAUGGAAGAAGAAAAACUGAGAGGCGACAUCUAUAACGAGUACCGCGAGUUCCUUGAUAUAGAGAGUAAACUCCUUGGUCAGGUCUGGAGGUUGGAUGAUCUCGUUGGCAUUUUCCGGGACUUCUAG